UGGGUGUAGUCUCUGUCUGUCUUAUCUCAUAAUCUCAAUUUUCCAAUUUUCUUCUUUCCUCUCUUCGCAUACUCCUUCCUACACCCCUCACCUUCGUUCAUUCCCCAUCCUCUUUUCAACUCUCUUUCCCAUUCUCGUAAAUUAGGGUUUUCUCACGCCCCUUUUCUUCACCGAUUUUUGGAGAAUCUGCUUUUCUUAAUGUUUUGCUCUUUGUUGCUUGGGUUCGCCACUGGACCAUAAAAUGCUCCUUGGGAUUUGAAUGUUCCAAUAUUUGUUCUGCGGUCUUCGCUUUUCGUAUUACGGUUCCUUGUGUUUGAUGCCCGAAUAUUAAAUAGGAUGAAAGGUGUUAGAGAUUGGAUUUUCUCUCAAAUGCUGUCCAAAUCACUGGUCUCGCCUACACCAUUAUCUGGCAGUAAUAGUUUCUAUGAUGAAGAGCAUCAGGAUGAAGAUUUUAAUGAGCAAGGUUUGGCUCGCUCAACUAGUCCGGUAGCAUCACCUGUUCUUUCUUACACAUCAAACUCUUCUUACGGUAAUCAGAGUAAUCAGCAUGGUUCCACCUUUCAGCAAGUGCCAGACACAGAAAUUUGUCAGUAUCAACAUAAUGCCAACAGAAGACGGAAGGAUACUUUGGCAAAGGUUGAGGAUCUUCAAGUUAGAUUCUUCCGCGUACUCCAACGCCUUGGUCAAUCACAAGAAAAUCUCUUGGUCGCUAAGGUUCUUUAUCGGUUGCACCUGGCAACUUUGAUUCGUGCCAAGGAAUCUGAUCUGAAAAGAGUUAACCAUGGUAGCAGUAGAGCCCGAGCAAUAGCAAGCCAACAGGAGCCUUCUGGUAUGCCCCAAUUGGAUUUCUCCUGCAGAAUACUUGUCCUUGGUAAAACAGGAGUUGGUAAAAGUGCCACCAUAAAUUCUAUAUUUGAUCAAGCAAAAACCAUCACUGAUGCUUUUCAACCUGCUACUAAUUGCAUCCAAGAAAUUGUGGGAACUGUCAAUGGGCUUAAGAUAACGUUUAUUGAUACCCCAGGUUUCCUGCCUUCCUCCUCUGGCAAUUUGAAGAGAAAUAAGAGGAUCAUGCUUUCUGUAAAGAGAUUCAUUAGAAAGUCCCCUCCAGAUAUUGUUUUGUACUUCGAACGGCUUGAUCUUAUCAAUGCUGGUUACAGUGACUUCUCACUAUUGAAACUUGUAACUGAAGUAUUUGGUGCAGCAAUUUGGUUCAACACCAUCAUUGUCAUGACUCAUUCUUCUUCAGUUAUUGCAGAAGGACCUGAUGGGUAUACUAUUAAUUAUGAGUCAUAUAUUUCUCAGUGUACUAAUAUAAUUCAGCAGCAUAUACAUCAGGCGGUGUUAGAUUCUAGACUUGAAAACCCCGUACUUUUGGUUGAGAAUCAUCCUCAAUGCCCAAAAAAUAUUAUGGGAGAGAAAAUUCUUCCAAAUGGACAGGUUUGGAGAUCUCAACUCUUGCUAUUUUGCAUUUGUACCAAAGUUCUGGGUGAUGUCAAUUCUCUUCUGAAGUUUCAGAACAGUGUGGAAUUGGGACCAGCAAACAAUGCCCGAAUUCCUUCUCUGCCCCAUCUCCUUUCAUCCCUUUUACGCAAUCGCCCCGUAUCCAAUCUAAAUGGAAUUGAUGAUGAAAUUGAGGAUAUUUUACUCUCAGAUAAGGAAGAAGAAAAUGAGUAUGAUCAACUUCCAUCCAUACGAAUCUUGACAAAAUCUCAAUUUGAAAAAUUGCCCAAGCCACUGAAAAAAGAUUAUCUGGAUGAAAUGGAUUACAGGGAGACACUUUACUUAAAGAAACAGUUGAAAGAAGACUAUCGUAGGCGCAGAGAGAAACUACUCUUAACAAAGCAAAAGUUUUUGGAGAGUGAUAACCCUGAUGAUCAACAGGCCCCUGCCGAACCUGUUAUGUUACCGGAUAUGGCUGUUCCGCCAAGUUUUGACUCAGAUUGCCCCAUCCAUAGAUAUCGUUGCCUUGUUUCUAAUGAUGAAUGGCUUGUAAGACCUGUUCUUGAUCCCCAAGGAUGGGAUCAUGAUGUGGGCUUUGAAGGUAUAAACUUGGAGACGACUACAGAAGUAAAGAAGAAUGUAUAUGCCUCAGUUGUGGGACAGAUGAACAAGAACAAGCAGGAUUUCAGUAUUCAAUCUGAGUGUGCUGCAGCAUAUUUUGAUCCAUGGGGCCCUACUUAUUCUUUGGGUAUUGAUGUGCAAUCCACUGAAAAAGAUCUGGUGUAUACCGUUCACAGCAACACAAAGUUGAAAAACAUAAAGCACAAUAUUACUGAUUGUGGUGUUUCUUUGACAUCUUUUGCUAAGAAGUACUACGUGGGUGCAAAACUUGAGGAUACUGUUUUAGUUGGGAAGAGAUUAAAAUUUGUCUUGAAUGCUGGCCGCAUGGAGGGUUCAGGACAAGCGGCAUAUGGGGGGAGUUUUGGAGCUAGUUUACGAGGGGAAGAUUAUCCUGUAAGAAAUGACAAUUUAAGUUUGACAAUGACAGUUCUCUCUUUCAAUAAAGAAACUGUGUUGAGUGGAAGUUUACAAUCGGAGCUCAGGAUAAGUCGAAGCUUGAGGGCAUCCGUUAGUGCUAAUAUAAAUAGUCGUAAAAUGGGGCAAAUAUGUAUAAAGACGAGUAGCUCUGAGCAUUUGCAAAUUGCCCUGGUUGCAGUUUUCUCGAUUGUCAAAGCCCUAUCACGUAGAAAGGCCAAUAAGAACGUGGUGAAAGAAGUAAUUGACUGAGGUUGGUUCUGGCUGUUUACUGGCAACCAUAUCUUUUUUGUUCAAGGAAGACGUGAAUGCGGUGAGGCAUUCUACAUACUGAACAUAGUUAUUUUCCGCUUUUACCCUGCAAAAGCAAGACAGAAAGUUAGAAUUGGAAUUGUUUUUUAAUGAAGAGGUUAGCUGGAGUUUUCUUUUCCGUGAUACUUCAGAUGCCUGUUUUCGAUAAUCUCUUAGGUAAGGCUGGCAUCGUGAACCUAUUUGUCUACAGAUUGUAGUUCAAUAAUUAUUAUCAGCGAUCUUCAACAGCCUUUGAUAUUCAUUUCUAGUAAAAUGAAAUCAUAACUGUACAGUAAAGCACAGAAAAAUGUCUGGCUUUUUUUUAUCCUGUGAUUGUAUUGCUCGCCGUUGUCUACCCGGAAUUAUGGCAACGUGGAAAAUGUUAAUGAAGCUUUGGCUACAUUGUAAACAUAAUUAUUAAUCUUGGAUUGCAGCACACAACCCUCGAUUCCAAAAAUGCUGCAGCGGUAUAACUCAUGAAGGGAUGAUUGAAAUUUUAAAAUUUUGUUAUAUAUAAUAUAUAAUACUAUUGCUCAAUUUACAUACCAUAAUGCUAACAAAUUAAAAUUUACUUGCAUAUUUAUAAUUACCAAUAGAAGGUCAAAGUGUACAAGAAAAUAACAUUAAAAAGUGAAGGAAGCAAAAUAUCUUGGAAGUCUUUGAACAUUUGAAGGGAUUCCCUAGUCUAUCGUGGGAGGAGGAGAGAACAGAGGAAAGUGGAAGGGUGCUGUGUGGGAGGGGAAUAAGUUGUAUUUUUGUCCAAGUAAAUAUGUAAAGUAAGAAAGUAUGAACUGUAUCUACCAUUGAAGGUGAAAAAUUAAUGAUCCACACACUUGCAAUUUUAUUUUAUACAUUUACUUAUUUUCUAAAUCAUUUAUUUAUUUAUUUUCAGAAGGAACACAUUGGACGUCUUUCAGUUGUAACUAUCAUUUUUGUUCACGAAUACAUUUCCUUGAGAUGCUAGUCUAACUUGGGAAUUGCCUAGCUUUCCGUAACCUGGUAAGAGUGCACAGUAAACUAUUGAUCUCACAAAUUUGAAGACGUGAUUCCGUUUGAAUAAUGCCUGUGAAAUAUUGUGUGUGAAAGAUUCAACUUCUAAAAUGUGUUUUAAUUCCCCUCCCCAAAAAAUAAUUGUUUGUUAUCAUUGAAAUAUGAUAGAUUCAAAUUUAGUGGAGUGAAAUUGUUUUAUUUCAAUCCACUUCAACAGUGUGGUUGAGCUGAAAAAAAGAGAGAUGAAAUUGUUUAAUUUUGUUGAAGCCCCUACUGUAGAUUUCCUUACCUAGGUUGCCCUGAAAUGAGAUGAAUCACUGAAAUCAUUAUUGCUGUCCCAAUUUUAUUCUUGUUAAAAAUCUUUAAAUACAUUUUUAUUAGGACUAUUAUGAAUUUUUUUAUAUUUUAAUUGCAUUGUUUUUAUUUCACAUUUCAAAUCAAGGUAAUGUAUUCCGUUCUUUUAAAGGUUUAUAUUAUUUUAAAUUCUCAUAUAAGUUACUUGUUAGAAUCACUCCAAAAAUUGUACUGGGUUUAACCAUUAUUAGAAUGCUUUAUCAUGUGAGUUUUUCAUGUGGAAAAAUAUCCAGAUGCGCCAAAAUUGUAGUUGGGGAUUUGUAAUCAAUCGGCUGGCCUCAUGUGGUUGUGAAACUAAGAUUGACUUUGAAUUGACUCUUCUUUUUCU
Abrus precatorius (Indian licorice) is the source of this 4438-nucleotide messenger RNA. Its product is annotated as translocase of chloroplast 90, chloroplastic. Gene Ontology annotation, molecular function: GTP binding; GTPase activity. The record is from RefSeq and is a predicted model, not a curated record. Gene Ontology annotation, cellular component: chloroplast outer membrane. NCBI's taxonomy places the organism in Eukaryota, Viridiplantae, Streptophyta, Magnoliopsida, Fabales, Fabaceae. Bases 337 to 2727 code for a protein of 796 amino acids. Gene Ontology annotation, biological process: protein targeting to chloroplast. The transcript is spliced from 3 exons.